Messenger RNA from Schistocerca gregaria, 3212 nucleotides. RefSeq names its product tRNA (uracil-5-)-methyltransferase homolog A-like. Gene Ontology annotation, molecular function: RNA methyltransferase activity. The transcript has 11 exons. The record is from RefSeq and is a predicted model, not a curated record. Gene Ontology annotation, biological process: RNA processing. Lineage: Eukaryota; Metazoa; Arthropoda; Insecta; Orthoptera; Acrididae. The coding region runs from base 347 to 3025 and encodes 892 amino acids.
UUAUCUGAAUUCUCGUCCUGAUGACUUUCUGAAAUGGCGCCAAAGUUCAGUGGUAUGGGCUACAGAGCAAAGCCCACACGCAUGCGCCACUUUGCUCAUAGUAAAAUUUUAUAUUAGUUAGAAAUUAAAGAGUUUGUUUGAAAAUUAUGGACUGAAUUUAGCAUGUAGUUUAAUUUGUUUUAUAAAAUUAUUAUUUAAAAGUGAAAUUAAAGAAUAUAUAAUCUUUGACACAAAUCGAUAUUUGGUUACGACGCCAUUGGUCGUGCGCUGUUGCAACUCUUUGCUGGCGAACUUUUGCGCGUAGAGUGAAGUGGGAACUGCGGUGCUUUGUGACGAUUCACACAAAAUGGCUGCUGCAACCAUUAAAACGGAGCCAAUGGAUGUGGAUGAGGGCGGAAAUCAAACUCCGGCUCAGCCAGCAUCUGAAUCAGCCCCAGCAGCUAAUGGGGAAGUUGAAAUGAAAACUCCCAAAGAAGAAUCUAGCUCAGAAAAGGAAAAACAAGCCGGCACUGAAGAAAGUAAAACUGGUGAUGAGAAGGAAGCUGAAGCAGCCAAGGUUAAUGGCGAAGGUGACGCCGACGGGGAAGUCGAUAAUGAGGAUAAAGAGCCUAUGAAAGUUUCGGGCACUUACAAAAUUAAAGUGAGCGGUCUACCAAGAUUUUGUCCGUUAGGGGAAUUCAAGAAGUUGGUAAAAGAAGAGCUUGGGUUAGCUCUGAGUUAUGUGAGAUGUCCUAAGAGAGGAAAUCCAUGGCUUCACCUUACAUUCAAUACACCAGAAGAGCAGCACCGAGCACAGAAGGCUUUGCAUAAGUAUACAUGGAAACGCAAAACGUUAACGUGCAGUAUUGUUACAACAGAUGCUCAAAAAAGAAAACCUGAAGAUAGUACAGGUGAUGACAGUGAUGCUAAAAAAGCAAAGCUUGAUCUGUCUGUUGAAGAACGUGUGUUAAUGGCAACCAUUCCCUAUCACAACAUUCCAUAUGAGGAGCAGUUAAAAAAGAAGACUGAAGAGUUGAAGGCAAUGGCAACUAGACUUGGGGACCUAAUUGUCCGGCGCAACCCAGAGCUGGCAGGCUGGGCUGAACAACAGAGGGAGAAGCAUGAUGGACUCGUCUUUCAACUAGAUGAAAUUCGUCCUUCACCUGUUACAGAUGCAUACCGAAACAAAUGCGAGUUCCGUAUUGGGCUAAACCCCGACACGCAAGAGCGCACGGUGGGGUGCCGUCUGGAGAACUACAAGGACGGCUCUAUGGGGGUUGGACCAGCAGAUUCGCUAAAACAUUUGCCUGACCAAAUGAGAGAGGCUGUUAAGCUGUUCCAAGAUUAUAUUCGCAAAUCAGAUAAAGAACCAUUUAGUAUUGAACAACGACAAGGUUAUUGGAGACACCUUGUUGUAAGAGUGACAAGCAGUGGUGAGAUGAUGAUUGUUGUUGUGGCUCAUCCCCAACAACUUAGUGAAGAGGAGCUAACAAAGAUGAAGGAUGACAUCCGUGACUACUUUGUCAAUGGAGAGGGACGAGCUUGCAAUGUUACUUCAUUGUAUUUUCAGAAGUUCACUGAGAAGUUAAUUGGAGUGCCACUACCUGAUAUGGACCACCUUUAUGGCAAGACACACCUGGAGGAAGUAAUGCUUGAUCUAACAUUUCGUUUAUCACCCUCUUCGUACUUCCAAGUAAAUACAAAGGGCGGAGAGGUGUUAUACUCUGCUAUCAUAGAACUUGUUGAACCCACUGAAGAGACAACUGUUUUGGACCUUUGUUGUGGAACUGGUGGCAUUGGUUUGUGCAUUGCAAAGAAAUGUGGGCAGGUGUUUGGCAUAGAAUACCUUGAGCAGAAUAUUGAGGAUGCCAAAAAGAAUGCAGAAAUCAAUGAAAUUACAAAUUGUGAAUUUAUUGCUGGUCGUGCUGAAGAUGCGUUACCUACUCUGGAACCCAAAAUAACUGGAAAACAUGUUGUACCGAUUUUGGAUCCUCCAAGAACUGGAUUGAAUCAAAAAGUUAUGCAACAACUAAGGAAGAUGGAAAAUGUGCAGAAGCUUAUUUAUGUGUGUUCCAAUCAUAAGGCUCCAAUACGCAACUUCCUUGACCUCUGUUGUCCAGCGGGGAAGAAUGGUAUGACAGGACAUCCAUUUGUGCCAACUCGCACUAUUCCAGUGGACGUAGUUCCACAUACUAUGCAUGCUCAGAUGGCAAUGUUGUUGGAACGAGUUGAUCCUGCCACUUUACCUAAGGCAAAACAUCCUAUUCCAAGAGGAGUGCGUAAACCUUUGCGUGGUCGCACAGGCCGUGGUGGUCUGAAAGUUGGCAUGAUGGGACGAGGAAGAGGUGGAAGAAUGCGUGGAGGCAUGCCCGGCAUGAUGCCAAUUGGUGGCCCUUCAAUGCGUGGCAUGAGGGGAGGAAUGAGAGGUGGUAUGCGGUCUGUUCCUGUUGCCAGAGGCAUGGCACCAAGACCUUAUCCAUCAGCCCCUGGAUUAUUGGAUCAUCCUCGUGACUUUGGGCGCCCUCUCCGUGCUCGUGACAUGUAUGACGAUGGGUAUGGCCCAACACCGUUGCUGGAACGUGAUUAUCUGCCCCCACCGCUAACACAAAGUGCGUACCAUGGUGGCAGGAGAGGUCCUGACCCUCGACGUGGGCUUGAUUUUUCUUCAGAUGAGUUGACCUUGAGUCGAUACUCAGAUUUCCGCCGUGAUGUUGAGGAUGCAAUUGACUCCUCCUUUUCUCCUCGUAUGGGAGGGCGUAAUGUCCGUCCACUGUUGGCUGGAGGCCCUGCUGCAGUAACAGCAGCAACCAUGUUAGAACGAGAAGAAAUGGCUUACAGAGCUGGUCUUACUCGUGGUCUUGUUGGGGCAGCUGCAUUUACUCCACAGCCAUUGUAUCCUCAGUACCAUAGCGCACAAUCAACUAGCAGUGGAAUUCCUUUCAAAGGUAGUAGAAGUGGCGGCAAGAGAGGUGGUCGUGACACAAGAGGUCGCCGUGGUAGUAGAGGUGCUGGUGGAAGAGGGGGAGGCAGAGGUGGUAGAAGAUGAAUACAGUUAGAUGUAUCUUCUGGUAACGAGCACUUAGCUGUGCAAUAUUUGAGUGUUUAAAACCGAUGAAUUUGUUUUGUAUGAUAUUUGUAAUGUUUUCUUUUAAUGUCAUUGAUUUGUGUCAGUUCUUUCUGUCCCUGUGGCCCAAGAUGUAUCACAAAUUUUUAAUAAAUGAAUGUGAAAACAG